Molecule: messenger RNA, 723 nt
Organism: Notechis scutatus (mainland tiger snake)
Lineage: Eukaryota; Metazoa; Chordata; Lepidosauria; Squamata; Elapidae
Source: RefSeq, a predicted model, not a curated record
AGAGCUUCCCAGGGGUAUCACACCUAGAUGGGUUCCUGCUGGGAUUCCCUUUGCCAGAGAAGAUCUGGCACCAGCAGCCCUUCUUCUCUUCACCUGGGCUGUGUGAGGAGGCAGCCAGGCCCUGGGUGCAGGAAUCCUGGGUGCAGUGGCGCCCUUAGCCCCCUCCUCUCUGUUUUCGGUUGGUUUCCCCCCUCCUCCCCCCUCUGCAUCCUGUUGUUCUCCCCGGGUUCAAGCCUUUGCUUCUCUCCUCCGCAGCUAUUGUGGACCUCGAUGGGAGGAUCUACAUCCGCAGCUGGCAGGGGGGCAUCCUCUCGGGUGGCUUUGAGAAGAACCCCAAGCCUAUUUUCACUGAGGGCAAGAAUCAGCUGGAGAUACAAAACUUGCAGGAGGACUGGGAUCACUUUGAGCCACUGCUGAGUGCCUUGCUGAGGAGGAUGCCGGAUAUGGAGGCCCUGGAGAUCAUGCAGCUGGUGAACUGCCCAGAAUCCUUUACUCCAGACAUGCGGUGCAUCAUGGGAGAAUCCCCCACCAGGCAGGGCUACUUCGUCCUAGCAGGAAUGAAUGCGGCUGGUACUUCUUUUGGAGGUGGAGCAGGCAAGUACCUGGCCGAAUGGAUGGUGAAUGGCUACCCUUCCGACAACGUCUGGCCCUUGGACCUGAAGCGCUUUGGAGCUCUGCAGAGCAGCCGUACUUUCCUCCGUCAUCGGGUCAUGGAAGUGAUGC